Magallana angulata is the source of this 1866-nucleotide messenger RNA. RefSeq lists its product as uncharacterized. The coding region runs from base 64 to 1743 and encodes 559 amino acids. Lineage: Eukaryota; Metazoa; Mollusca; Bivalvia; Ostreida; Ostreidae. The transcript has 10 exons. The record is from RefSeq and is a predicted model, not a curated record.
CUCGAGAUUUGUUGUGUCGUUAUCAAUCAGAUUGAAACAAUGAAAUCAUGAUUGUCUUUCGGGAUGUACUUGUUUUACAACAUUCUCGCUUUGUUUGUAUUUUUUUACUUUCCAUACGAAGCAAUAGGCGGAUUUGUUUUUUCGAACACACCACUGACUUAUAGACAAGCCAUACAGACUUGUGAAAUUGUUUACAACGGCAGACUUGUAAGAGAGUCGGACAUCGGUCAUCUAGCUCAUCAACUUUCUGAGAACAUCAACUAUUGGUCAGAUAAAUACACAUCACUUUCCGAUUGGAUCAACUAUGAAGGCUGUUUUAAUACCAGCGUUUUAUCGAUGGUAAGCUUUACUGACAUCUUCGUGCAACCUCAUACGGUCGCCUCCUGUUACGAAGAAUGUCACUUCUCGACUUCAUUUGGUCUACUGAAGGAGAAAUGUUUGUGUUUCAAUGGAACCAUUCCGACUGAAGACAAAGUAAACUCGUCCUUGUGCGGAUACAGUUGUAGGGUGGCAGACCAAACGGAGAGUUGUGGUGGAGAAACAACUUUUAGUGUGUACUCGAAAUUCGCGAAAGCAAAUGAUACACAAGUUCAUCACAGAAGAUGCAGCUAUUACCGCUGUUCGAAUGGAUUUCUACAGCUGGCAGCAGAUUACUGCAACAGUAGCCAUACAUAUAUAUGCGGAGGUGAAAAGUGCCCAAUAAAUGCAGAAAUGGUAUCGUAUUUUUCUGCUGUUGAAAGAUGCAGUAAGAAUGGAAGCGUAGUCUACAACAAUGAUACCAAGGGACAGACGUGCGGUAACCAGGGACUGCUAUGUAAACGGAAGGGGUUCUGGACGUCUAUCCACCGUUAUGAGAACCUGCGUUACCCGUCAGUUCAUGGUUUAAGCCAUGUUGAGACCUCUUAUAGAUGUCAAACUCUAUUUGUUCAAAAUGAUUCGAUUCAAUCAAGCCUCAUUUCAUGUUUUUCAACGAAGAAACUACCAUUCAUUUGUAAAACAGAGAAAGAAGCUUCUUCAAAACCACCUCAUGAAGAGAAUUUUUCCUCGAAAGUGUCAUCAACUUCUGGACUGGUAGUGGGAGUUGUGAUAAUGUCGCUUAUAUCCACAAUAAGCAUGUCUGUUCUCGUUAUCUUAUCCAAGAAAAGAUGUCAGAAAAAAAUACAAAAACGGAGAACAACAAAAGUGACCUACAAUAGCAAUAUGGUUUCUUUGGAAGACGCAAUAGAUAACGAUGAAAUUGAACGAUGCGAAAAGCAAUUUCAGCAAGAACACAGUGAGAAUCAACAGCAGAGGUUUGCUAUCUGUGAGGGUGCAGGUCACGAAAACACAUCCGUUGAGUAUGACUAUGUAAAGAGUCCAAACAGACAAUCAGACCAUAAUUUACCUAGUGACAACGCAUACGAUAACAAUGAGGAAAACAUGUAUUACGAAAUGUCCCAAGAAAAUGACGAACAUGAUGACGUCAUGUCAACACCAGAGGAAACGCGUGUUUCGCUUGGGAUAGAGGUUUCGAGCAAUGCGAUUCCUGAACAUUUAGAAGGGAUUUACGAUACAGCAGUGGCCAGUAUUGUACACGAAAACACGCUUAAAAGGUCAGCCAAUUUUGACGCAGAGAAUGGACGUCAAAGCAUCGAUGUCUUGGAUACGAAAGAACGAUUUAAAGACGUUCCUUAUGAACCAAUGGAUCCACCUGAUAUACAAAGAGAUAAUUACAAGGAGAUGGCAGGGUUUUUAACUAACUAAAGGAGACUGAUGUUACAAUUAAUUCAUUAAUUUUCCUUUUGAUGUUUGAUGAUUUCCUGUAUCAAUAUAUUUGAUAUUUAAUCAUGAAAAUAAAUAAAACGACGAUUAGAAAUAUUGAUAACU